AUGGCGACGAUCCGCCCCAUCGAGGCCAAGGACGAGUCGCGCUGGCGCGAGCUCUGGGAAGGCUACAACCAGUACUACGAGCGGACGAUUGCAGAGGACGCCACAGCGCUCACGUUCAAGCGCAUGCUGGACCCAAACGUGGAGCUCUACGGCGCAGUCGCCGAGGAGCCGGACGGGCAGCUGUCCGGGUUCGUGACCUGGAUGCCGCACAUGUACACGGGGACGGUGAACGACAUUGUGUACCUGCACGACCUGUUUGUGGACCCCAACGUGCGCAACAAGGGCACGGGGCGCAGACUCAUGGAGCACGUCUUUGCCGAGGCCGAGAAAGCGGGCGCGUGCAAGGUGUACUGGCUCACGCAGCACUUCAACCACCGCGCGCAGCUGCUGUACACCAAGGUCGGGGAGAAGACGCCCUUCGUCCACUACACGCACACCUUUGGGAAGAAGUAG
This is a messenger RNA of Trichosporon asahii var. asahii CBS 2479, 453 nucleotides long. RefSeq lists its product as uncharacterized. The record is from RefSeq and is a predicted model, not a curated record. The transcript has a single exon. Gene Ontology annotation, molecular function: N-acetyltransferase activity. Bases 1 to 453 code for a protein of 150 amino acids. Gene Ontology annotation, biological process: protein acetylation. Gene Ontology annotation, cellular component: cytoplasm. Lineage: Eukaryota; Fungi; Basidiomycota; Tremellomycetes; Trichosporonales; Trichosporonaceae.